This is a messenger RNA of Vigna angularis (adzuki bean), 1202 nucleotides long. RefSeq names its product xyloglucan endotransglucosylase protein 1. Bases 156 to 1025 code for a protein of 289 amino acids. The record is from RefSeq and is a predicted model, not a curated record. Gene Ontology annotation, molecular function: hydrolase activity, hydrolyzing O-glycosyl compounds; xyloglucan:xyloglucosyl transferase activity. The transcript has 3 exons. Gene Ontology annotation, biological process: cell wall biogenesis; xyloglucan metabolic process. NCBI's taxonomy places the organism in Eukaryota, Viridiplantae, Streptophyta, Magnoliopsida, Fabales, Fabaceae. Gene Ontology annotation, cellular component: apoplast; cell wall.
UUACGAGAACCGCAUUGGGGUUGUGAACACAGUCAUCACAGCCUGUGUUUGACAGAUACGUUCACAUACACGUGAAAAACAACUCCAUUUUUCUCAGGAAAAAGUGAUUUAAUAUAUACACAUUUUUCUUACACUGUGCCUUCUUACAAUUGCAAAUGGCUUCUUGGUGCUGUGGUUCCGUUCCUCUUCUUGUUUCUGUCUUCUUGGCCAUAACGACACUCGCAUUGGGUGGGAAUUUCUACCAAGAUUUUGACAAUCUCUUCGGAGAUGUAAGGGUCGACAUUAAAGAUGGAGGGCAAAGCAUGACCCUCACAAUGGACCAAUAUUCUGGCUCAGGCAUUGGCUCCAAGAAUGAGUACUUGUUUGGACGAUUCGACAUGCAAAUCAAGCUCGUACCAGGAAACUCUGCAGGAACUGUCACAGCCUUUUACCUAAGUUCUCAAGGAGCAAACCAUGAUGAAAUAGAUAUAGAGUUCUUGGGAAACUUGACUGGAGACCCUUAUCUUCUCUCAACGAAUAUAUAUGCUGAUGGUGUGGGUGGUCGUGAGAUGCAGUAUUAUCUUUGGUUCGAUCCAACAGAGGACUUCCAUACUUACACCAUUGAUUGGAACCCUCAUCGCAUAGUAAUCUUGGUGGAUGACAUUCCCAUUAGGGUUAUGUUGAAUAGAGAGACUAUUGGUGUUCCUUUCCCAACAAACAGACCAAUGAGGAUGUACACAACUCUUUGGAAUGGAGAUGCUUGGGCAACAAGAUGGGGGGCAGUGAAGCUUGAUCUGUCAUAUGCUCCAUUCGUGGCAAGCUUCAGAAAUUUCAAUGCUGAUGCUUGCAUUGCAAAUGAAGGUGGUGCAAGCUGCAAGGGUUUCAAUGGUGGAAGAGCAACUGGUCUUACUGAAGAGAAGAAGAGUGAAAUGCAAAGGGUGCUUUCCAAAUGGGUUGUCUAUGAUUAUUGUCGUGAUUUUAGACGCUAUUCACAUGGUCUCCCUUACGAAUGCCGCAGGGAAAAUUUAUUAGAUCAAAUUGAAUAGAAGUUCAAUCUAUCAUGCAUUUUCCAUUUAUCUAAUUUCAUCAAUUCAAAUGGACGUUAUAUCAGGAAGGAAAAGAUGGAUUCAUUGACUGAUAUAAGCUCGUUUGGACUCUCAAAGGCAAUUCUAUCUUUGGAUCCAAACAAAUUCUAUGAGGGAAGAUGUAGUUGUUAUGUUACA